AUUACUUAAUUAGAAGAAGAUCAUCACACUUGUUAGUUAGAGUAAUUCCUUUGUCAAAUUAAACUAAAUGAUGAUGCCGUCCCAUGCACAUAAAUUAGCAUGCCUCAUACUUUGCAUUCUCUUGCUGAGCAAAUUGCACCACUGCUUUGGAGAAGAAGAGGCAGCCAGCAGUGUCUUGCUCGAGGAUGAUCAGGCUGCAAUGCCUUUGCAUGACUUGCGGAGUGCUUAUGCCAAAUUCUAUCAGCUAAUUGCAGGGAGGAAAGUUCAAGCUCAAGAGGUGAUCAAUAUCGAUGCCUAUGGUGCCAAUUCUCAGGGAUAUCUGAAGGCCUGGAACGCAGUUUGCUCUUCUUCCACUCCAGCCAUUUUGACGGUUCCAGAAAAGAAGAAUUAUGUUCUUCAGCCGAUCAUCUUCUCAGGCCCUUGCAAAUCUAGUGUCACUGUCAUGAUCAAAGGAUCUGUGGAAGCUCCGGUCGAUCGGUCGGUCUGGGCCGGCAAAAGAUACUGGAUAAUGUUUCGUGGUGUCGACAACCUUUCAGUUGGAGGCGGCGGAGUGAUCAACGGCAAUGGCAACGUUUGGUGGCAAAACUCAUGCAAGAUUAAAAAGUCUUCACCUUGCGUGGGCGCACCCACCGCGUUGACUUUUAACGGCUGCAAGAACUUGAGGGUGCAGAAUCUAAGGAUUCGAGAUAGUCAACAAAUCCACGUGUCGUUCCAGAGCUGCAGCGGCGUCGACGUAUCUCAUCUUUCGAUCACUGCUCCAGGAACAAGUCCGAACACCGAUGGGAUUCACGUCACAGGAACACAGAGCAUAACCAUCUCCGAUUCCGUCAUUGCAACUGGUGACGACUGCAUAUCGAUCGUGAGUGGGUCUGCUAACGUGAUGGCCAAAAACAUAGUUUGCGGACCUGGCCAUGGAAUCAGCAUCGGAAGCCUUGGAGGUGGGAAUUCCCAGGAUCGCGUUUCUGAUGUGACUGUGGACACUGCCCGUCUCAGUGGCACCACCAAUGGAGUCCGGAUCAAGACGUGGCAAGGAGGUAGUGGAUAUGCAAAGAACAUAGUGUUCAAGAACAUAGUCAUGCAAAACGUCAAGAAUCCUAUAAUCAUUGACCAGAACUACUGUGACUCGAAUAAGCCAUGCCAUGAACAGGGAUCAGCUGUGGAAAUAGGGAAUGUGCUGUACAAGAACAUAACAGGAACUAGUGCUUCAGAGGAUGCUAUAGCCCUGAGCUGCAGCAAGGCAACUCCAUGCCAUGACAUAGUGUUGCAAGAUAUCGACUUAGGUCAUUCCACAAAAAGCUCCUGUGAGAAUGCAAAAUGGAGCAAAUUAGGAAGUGUUGUGCCUUCUCCUUGCACCAACUAGCUAGUCAGUACUAAACUGUGUGCUUAGUAGUAGUCAUUAAGAGAAACAGACAGGCUAAGUCUGCUCUAAAUGACUGGUAAUUCAUGUUUCAUGUAGCCUUUAUCCAUUAAUGAACCUA
Zingiber officinale is the source of this 1478-nucleotide messenger RNA. Its product is annotated as polygalacturonase-like. The transcript is spliced from 9 exons. Lineage: Eukaryota; Viridiplantae; Streptophyta; Magnoliopsida; Zingiberales; Zingiberaceae. Gene Ontology annotation, molecular function: polygalacturonase activity. Bases 68 to 1360 code for a protein of 430 amino acids. Gene Ontology annotation, biological process: pectin catabolic process; fruit dehiscence; anther dehiscence. The record is from RefSeq and is a predicted model, not a curated record.